ACCUUAAACUAUAACUUGCCUCGUUUUCUUCUCUCGGAGUUUGGAGUGUCAUUCAUAGAUAAAUAUAGAUCAUACUCGUCUUUAUCUAUGAUCAUAGAUUCAUUUGUGGUGCCCUGUUUUUAUUUAGAAUCGGCCUUGUUAGCAGAGACUUUUUAGUUAAAAAAUGCCUAGACAAUCCCGUAAACGCAAAAUCCUCCAAUCGAGCGACCAGAUCGAAUCAGCACCCCGUGAAAAAAUCCGGAUCAACAAAACCGGGCUGUUGGGCAAUGGGGGCUCCGUUGACCUGUUUGCCAACCCGGCCGUUUUUUUGGGGCAUUUUGACGCACCUGGCCCUGCAAAUCCGGACUCCGGGAUCGACAGCGGCUCGGCCGAAGACAGCGAUGGGCAGGAGCAGAAGAAGCCAGCAUGGUUCGAUGAAGAUGAUCAGGGCAUCGAGGUGGGCGAAGCCCUAGCAGUACAGGGACGCCGCUUGCCUGCCGGUGGAAUAAACGACAGCAGGAACAAAUACUCGCAGUUGCUGGAGCACAAAUUUGAAGCCAUUGCCGGCACACCAACAUGGGCCCGCCUGGGCAAAGCCAAAGCAGAAGUUUCAGAUUCAGAGGAUGAGGAUGAUGAGAUAUUUCACACUGUGGGUUUUAUUAAUAAAACGCGAAGGACGACAUUGCCCGCAGGCUCGUUGGAGUUCAAGCAAGUCAAGGAUUUAAACUGUGAAACUUACACGGAAGGGCCCUUCAUCAAUUCAGUGGAGUUCCAUCCCACUUCGAGUGUGGGCUUAGUGGCAGGCAACAAGGGGGUUGCGACCUUGUUUGCAGUUGAUGGUAAGAAGAACAACAAGCUGCACAGUGUGGCCUUUGAAGGGUUCCCCAUCAUGUGCGCCAAGUUUGUGAAGAAUGGGGAAGAGGCUAUCUUGGGCUCCAAUAGAAAACACAUAUUCGUCUACGAUCUGAUAGAGGCCAGAUCUGUACGCUACAAUCUGCCCUCUGGGAUGACUCAGUGCAAGAAAUUCACAGUUUCCCCGGAUUCCAAAUACUUUGCGGUGGCAGGCAAAUGGGGCGACGUCCAUUUACUAUCCGCCGCCUCCAAAGAGAAAAUUAUCACCUUAAAACAAGACUCCGAGGUUACAGCGCUGGAGUUCAACUCCACAGGAAGCAUGCUGUUUGCCCACUCAGAUACCUCAGAAGUUACCAUCUUCGACAUCAAUAUGAGGCGCGUGAAACACAAGUUUAGCGACGAAGGCUGCUUGCAAGGAUCGGCUGUAGCUGCCGCCUCCUCCAACCAAUUCCUAGCCUGUGGAUCUGCCCAGGGCGUCGUCAAUCUCUAUGGAAUGGAAGAUGUGCUGCAGAGCAAUCUUCCUAAACCCAGGAGGAGCAUCUUCAACCUCACCACUUCUAUUUCAGGCCUGAAGUUCAACUCUUCCAGUGAAAUCCUAGCACUCACUUCCACGGAUAUUAAAAACUCCGCCAAGCUGUUCCAUGUGGCCAGCGGCACGGUUUUUAAGAACUUCCCAGCUUUUCAGAGCAAACUGGGCCAUUUGAACUGUAUUAAUUUCACGCCAGGAAGCGGCUUUUUAGCUCUGGGCAACCGGCAGUCUGUAGUUUCUCUGUUUAGGCUUAAGCACUUCAAAAACUACUGAGUUAGUUUAAACUAGGGUUGUUAAUUAGUUAAAGAAACAUUAUUUUCUAUGACUUUUUUUGUAUGUAAAUAUUGACUGUGUAAGAAUAAAUGAUGCAAAAAAUG
Messenger RNA from Dendroctonus ponderosae (mountain pine beetle), 1737 nucleotides. It is a transcript of the gene wcd, whose product is annotated as U3 small nucleolar RNA-associated protein 18 homolog. Bases 164 to 1633 code for a protein of 489 amino acids. Gene Ontology annotation, molecular function: protein binding. NCBI's taxonomy places the organism in Eukaryota, Metazoa, Arthropoda, Insecta, Coleoptera, Curculionidae. Gene Ontology annotation, biological process: rRNA processing. The record is from RefSeq and is a predicted model, not a curated record. Gene Ontology annotation, cellular component: small-subunit processome; Pwp2p-containing subcomplex of 90S preribosome. The transcript has a single exon.